Molecule: messenger RNA, 1023 nt
Organism: Alternaria arbusti
Lineage: Eukaryota; Fungi; Ascomycota; Dothideomycetes; Pleosporales; Pleosporaceae
Exons: 2
Coding region: 1-1023 (340 amino acids)
Biological process (GO): RNA processing
Molecular function (GO): RNA binding; protein binding; RNA nuclease activity
Source: RefSeq, a predicted model, not a curated record
AUGCUAGAAGCCGCUACUGCGGCGCUGCUCCAGCUAGGUUUCGAUGUACAUGCGAAAGAUACGUUAGGUCGGACUGCUCUUCAACUUGCUGCAAAAGACGGGUACGAGGCUAUCGUGAACCUCUUACUCAAGUAUGACUUCUCUCUGGAUAUGAAAUCUGAUGAUUUCGACGACUCCAGACGUAGGCAUUCUAAUGUCUACCCAGGGUCAACCGCGCUACACUUCGCGGCGAGGCAAGGUCAUAUCAGCAUUGUCAAGACUCUCCUCAAUCAUGGUGCCACGGUGGACUCGCGGGAUGCCAAAAAUGCGACACCUCUACAUCACGCUAUCAUUAAUGGCAAGACCGAAAUUGUUAAGGUGUUACUCGAGGCCAAGGCUGAUAUAUCAUCUACUGUCUGGUCAACAUCCUACCAACCGCUUCGCACGACUGAUGCCGCAAAUUUCCUGGAACGCAAGUCACAGAAGUCGCUGCUUAGCACCGCCAUCGUAAGUAACUCUGUCGAUAUAGUCAAGCUCUUCAUUGAUGCUGGUGCGGAUGUCAAUGAACAUGCAGACGACAAUUGCCCCCCGUUGUUUUACACACUCGCAACUCGGCGGGGCGUUGAGAUGAUGGGAAUGCUGCUCGGAGCUGGUGCUGAUCCCAACAUUAUGUGGCGCUACGACCGCAAAUCUCUACUCAUGUGGUGCACGCACGACUGGCAUCCUGGUACUAUUGACAGAGCUAAACUCCUGCUUGAUGCGGGUGCCGACAUCAAUCACUCGACGGGUUUCAGUUCCCCAUCGCGAUCCGCGUUGGGGGGCGCCCAACGGUCUGGCAUGCCGACUGUUGUACAGUAUCUUGUGGAGCGCGGUGCCGACCUGAAGCUCGGUUUUGCUCUCCAUGAACUGUGGUAUGUGAACGAAAAGGCGUCAGACAAAAACUACAUGUCUAACGAGGAGUACGGAAACAUCAUGUCAAAGGAACAAAGUGCCAGCGUUCUUGGUAAUGACAGCGAACUAUCUGCUACUGAAGCAGUCGGUUAA